GUGACUAAUAAACAAGGGGGGUCACUACUUUGGGACCAUUUUCUAUUGAAAAAAAUAAUCAAGAAUUGGAAAAUUGCUCUAGGGUUUCACACGGGAUAGGUGAAGUUGAACAACCAUUAGAAGAAGGAAAUGGUGAUUCUCUUGUUUUUGAAGAGGAUGACUUAGAUGAUGUUCCAGAUCAGGAUGAUAGUGAAAUUGAUGAAGAACUGAGAGCUUUUAGAGAAAAACUUAGGGAAGACAAAAAGAAUGAAGCUGCAAAGAAAAAAAAGAGAACUAAAAAAUCCUCAGAGGAUCAAGGUGUUGAGCUUGGAUAAGUUGGCAUAGAUAAGGGAUUUGAAAAUAUCUUCAACAAUAAGGCAUCCAAAUAUAAUGAAAAAUUGGGAGUGAUGAAGUGUUUAUUAAUUCAUCAGAUGAACCAAGUGAAGAUAGUGAUGAGGAGCUAGAUGUUUUAGCACAAGCGGGUGUUGAUUUACCUUCAAGAAGAAAAAGCAACAAACUUCCAUUUCUUUCUUUGAGUUGGGUAUGAUAUUUGAGAGUGCAACUCAAUUUAGAAAGGUUGUUGCAAGGUUCAGUUAAGGCUUAAACCCAAUGAACCUCAUAGAGUUAGGGUAAAAUGUGAAGGGAAGUGUAAAUGGGAAAUCUUUGCAAGCUUGGACAAAGAUUAUGGAAAUUAUUUUGUAAAGAAAUACUAUCCUGCUCAUAGAUGUAUUUCAAAGAAUAGGAACAGGUUGUGCACAGCCAAAUAUAUGGAAAUGAAGAUGAGGGAUAGAAUAAUAUCUCAGCCUGAUAUGAGAGUUCAUAAGCUUCAAGAGACACUAAGAAAAGAAUGGGGAUUAAAAGUGGGAAGAUCAAUAUGUUACAGGGCAAAAAUGAAUGUUAUUGCCAAGUUCUUGGGUGAUUAAAAACUUAAGUUUUCAAGGUUGUUAGACUUUGCUGAUAUAAUUAAGAGUACAAAUCCUGGGAGUUCUUGUUGGGUAAGAACUGAUAAUGAAACAGUCCCUGGCUUACACUUGUUCAAAUAUUUUUAUGUUUGUUUUGCUGCAUUGAAAAAUGGAUGGCUAGAAGGUUGUAGGAAGAUUAUAAGAUUGGAUGGAUGCUUUUUGAAGGGUGCUUGUAGAGGAGAAUUAUUAGUGGCUGUUGGAAAAAAUGAAAACAAUUAAAUGUAUCCAAUAGCUUGGGCAGUGGUUGAUCAAGAAACUAAACACUCUUGGAGUUGGUUCUUAAGCUAUCUCAUUGAAGACUUGCAACUUGGUGAUGAAAAUGGCAUAACAAUCAUGUCUGACAUGCAAAAGAUAUUUAUUCUACUUUUUCUUUUUGUGUUACUAUAACUUUUCACUGUUAGUUAUUGUCACUGUCUGUCGUUAGUGUGUGAAGCAAGUGAAGUUAACUAUUAUUUUUGUUUAUUUGUCUCAGUUUCUGCCAAUGCAUGUGGAUGUUGUUAGUGUGUGAAGUAAGUGAUAUUGUUAGUGUGUGUGAUAAAUAAAGUGUCUUGAUUUUAUAUUUCUUAGGGUCUUGAGGUGGCAGUGGAAGUCUUACUUCCUAAUGCUGAAAGAAGAAUGUGUGCAAGACAUAUUUGGGCAAACUGACAAAAAAGAUGGAGAGGUGAGGAAAGGAGAAAAGCAUUUUGGAGGUGCUCCAAAGCUAGUUUUGAGGUUAAAUUAAGAGAUGAAUUUGAAUAUAUGGGGAAAUUGGGUCAUAAAAUAUAUGAGACAUUGCUUGGAUAUAACAAAGAAUAUCGGUGUAGAGCUUUAUUUAGUGAAAAAUCAAAGUAUGAUGUGGUGGAAAAUAAUAUGUGUGAAACAUUUAACUCAUGAAUUGUUGGUCCUAGACACAAAUCUGUGAUUAGUAUGCUUGAAGAUAUUAGGCAUAAAAUGAUGGAUAGGAAUGGAGAUAUGAUUAAGUUUGCAAAUACUUGGAUCAGUGACAUUUCACAUAUGGCAAGAUUGAUUUUAGAAGAAACCCAAGAGAUUGGCAUGGCACUAAGGGUGAAUUGGAAUCAUGACAUUGGAUUUGAAAUCCAAGAAGGAGAGUAUAGACACAUAAUUGACAUGGCUAGAAAGACAUGUAGCUGUAGGUUGUGGCAGUUGAGGGGCAUACCUUGCCAACAUGCAGUUUGUGCCUUAUAUCAUAUUGGGCAAGAACCAGAAGAUCAUGUGAAACUUUGGUACAAAAAAGAUACAUUCCUAAGUGCAUAUAAGUACUUUUUACAACUCAUUUCCAAUAUGGUAAUGUGGCCUGACACUAAUAACCCACCCGUUGAGCCUCCUGAAGUGAAGUCAAUGCCUGGAAGACCAGGUAGAUGUAGAAGAAAAGAUAAAGAUGAACCAAGAAAAAAUAAAUGGGGGAAAACGUCAAAGAAUGGAGUGAAGAUGUCAUGUUUCAAAUGCCAUCAAGUUGGGCGUAACAAAAGAACUUGUAAAUCAGUGCCCACACAACAGCCUGCAAGGCCCUUUCAACAAUCACCAGUGAGGCAGCCUUCACAACCACCAGUGAGGCAACCUUCACAGCCACCAGUGAGGCAGCCUAGCACUGGAAAUGCCUACUUCUUUAUGUGCAGAUACUUCAAAGGUUAAAAGAAGAAAAAAGAAGCAGGCAACUGCAAGGGCAACAUCUUCUGCAACUGCAUGGGCAUCAUCUUCUUCAGUUGGAAUGCCACCACCUUCUUCAGUUGGAAGGCCACCAACUUCUUUAGUUGGAAUGCAACCAGCUGCUUCAGUUGGAAGGAAAAGAACAAGAGAUGUGGGAUUUGGUGUUUACACAGACAUACAAUCUGAAAGACAAGUGAUUAACGUAUGUAUAUUGCCUUCUUUAAUUGAUUUUCUUACAUCUUUAUUUAGGUAUACUAAAUAAUGCCCUAUGGAUUAUGCAACCAAAAAGAUCAAGUGAAAGAGUUAUCUCAAGUGGAAUAGGGGUAGCAUUUAAAGAUGCAUCACAAACAAAUGUUGAUCUUGGAUUCAAGCCACCUAGUUUAAAAUGGAAAGGAAAAGAUGUAAUGACUGAAAAUCAACUUCAACAAUUGUCAAAGAAAAAGGUGCAAAGCAAAUCCAAGGGAAAGUGGGUUCCAUAAGAGCUCAAAGUCUUACCGAUGUGUAUAAAUGUUGAUCUAGAAGGUCUUUGUUUUUGUUUAUUUUGGUAACUUUUUGUAAAGGCAUACUCCAAUUACUGAUCAUUUUGAUGUAUUUCGGGUAUUUUGAUGUAUGUUUGCAUAGACAAAUAUUUGGAGUUUGUUAAGUUGUGUUCAAUGGAUAUUAAGUUGUGUUUUGUGAA
Messenger RNA from Solanum pennellii, 3267 nucleotides. RefSeq lists its product as uncharacterized. The transcript has 2 exons. Bases 1848 to 2573 code for a protein of 241 amino acids. The record is from RefSeq and is a predicted model, not a curated record. Gene Ontology annotation, molecular function: zinc ion binding. NCBI's taxonomy places the organism in Eukaryota, Viridiplantae, Streptophyta, Magnoliopsida, Solanales, Solanaceae.